This is a messenger RNA of Juglans microcarpa x Juglans regia, 684 nucleotides long. Its product is annotated as 60S acidic ribosomal protein P2B. Gene Ontology annotation, biological process: cytoplasmic translational elongation. NCBI's taxonomy places the organism in Eukaryota, Viridiplantae, Streptophyta, Magnoliopsida, Fagales, Juglandaceae. Gene Ontology annotation, molecular function: structural constituent of ribosome. The transcript has 4 exons. Gene Ontology annotation, cellular component: cytosolic large ribosomal subunit; ribosome. The record is from RefSeq and is a predicted model, not a curated record. The coding region runs from base 98 to 445 and encodes 115 amino acids.
AUCGGCUCGGAAAUCCUAACUGCUCGUUUCUCCCAUAUAUACCGAAGGUGCCACCAACAGUUUCCAAAGCAGCCUUUGCAUCCGAAUCGCCACAAAGAUGAAGGUUGUCGCUGCGUACUUGUUGGCCGUGUUGGGAGGUAACACCUGCCCUUCCGCCGAUGAUUUGAAGAAUAUCCUCGGAUCAGUUGGAGCUGAAGCCGAUGAUGAUAGGAUUGAGUUGCUCUUGUCUGAAGUCAAGGGAAAAGAUAUAACGGAGCUGAUUGCAGCUGGAAGGGAGAAGUUGGCUUCGGUGCCAGCUGGUGGCGGUGCUGCUGCUUUUGCUGCACCUGCUGCGGCUGGUGCACCGGCACCUGCACCUGCUGCUGCUGAGUCAAAACAAGAGGAGAAAGUGGAAGAGAAUGAGGAGUCCGAUGAUGAUAUCAUUGGUUUAAGCCUCUUUGACUAAGAGGUUUGGGUUGCUGGUUUUUUCGUUUUUAGCAUUAUAACUCGUUAUCUUCAGCUAGCUAGUGGUUUUAGUAGAAGUGUAAGUUGUAGUUGGAUAUGGUUUCAGAUGUUGAUUAGAUUCGGAAAUUUUGUUGAUCAGUCGUAUCAUUUAUAAUUAUUGUUAAUUGUUGGGUCUCCGUGAUCUGUUUCAAUUAUAACUAUCAAGUUUUUCAUUUCAGUCGUUUUGAGUUAUGAUUCCAA